CUCAUUUUCACACCAGCGAAGAAGCAGCUCAUAAGAAAGAAUCAUUCAUUCAUUCAUCUUCCCCCUCCCGUCGCCGCCGCCGCUGUAGAUGAAGAAAACCACCAUCGCCGCCGCCGUUCAAUAAUCAACAGUAUCAUCACCAUCAUCUUUAACAUGAGCAAAUCAUCAAGAUUUGUCCUCCUUCCAUUCUCCAUCGGCUGCAACUCUCACUCCAGCGUCCAGCUCGCCGGCGAUUCUCCCCCGGACUCCGACCAACCUCCUCCCGACCAUCUUGAGCACCACCGCUUUAAGAAGAAGAAGAAGCGAAUUCCCUCGAAGUCGCCGGCCGGAAACCCGAGGGAAAGAGGAGGAAAUGAUGAAGAUGAAGAAGAAGGGAGAGAAAGCAGCCGGCCAUGGUCGUCGGCGGCGUGGUGUGGUGGAGCUAUCGAGAAAAAGAAGAAGAAGAGGAAAAAGCCGACCGUGCCACCAACAACUAACAAAUCCAUCAAUGCCGCCGCCGGCGGCAGCGGAGGCGUCAACAAGUUCGUGACUACCAUCAAAGCUUCCAUAACUCAAUUAUUCGUGUACAGAGACGAAGAAGAAGAAGAUGAAGAAAUAGAGAUGGAGAUUGGUUUCCCUACCGACGUAAAGCACGUGACGCACAUAGGGCUGGAUGGCAACACGACCAUGGACAACAGUUCCAUGAAGGACGGUUGGGAUCACAACCUCAAACCUCCUCCUGAGAUCAUCUCCUUCCCUUCCAUCUCCCUCAAGCAGUUUGAGCUCGCCAUGGCUGCCCAAGCUCAUGGCCAACACCACCACCACCUGCAACUUCAACCUUGUGAAUGAUUUCCCUAACUUGAUUUUUUUUUGGGAGUGAUUUGGACAUUUAUGCUGAAAUGAACAAGUGUGAUUGAAUGGGGAUUAGUUUGUAGGAGGAAAUGUCUUUUUCUUGUUUGUCCUUUGAAUGAUGAGUUCUUGUUUUCAGUCUUUUUGUUGUU
This is a messenger RNA of Linum tenue, 980 nucleotides long. NCBI's taxonomy places the organism in Eukaryota, Viridiplantae, Streptophyta, Magnoliopsida, Malpighiales, Linaceae. The record is from the annotation of a GenBank genome assembly.